Molecule: messenger RNA, 726 nt
Organism: Mangifera indica (mango)
Lineage: Eukaryota; Viridiplantae; Streptophyta; Magnoliopsida; Sapindales; Anacardiaceae
Product: chaperone protein dnaJ 11, chloroplastic
Exons: 1
Coding region: 59-538 (159 amino acids)
Source: RefSeq, a predicted model, not a curated record
CCCUUCUUCUUCGUCCUUUUUCACACACACUUGCACUUAUUUUUCCUUAGACUCAAUCAUGUACGCCACUUUAAACAUACCUACAAUUCCACCCGUGAUUUUUUCGCCCCAAUCCCCUCCCAAAAUCGCCCUUUCCCCAAAUUCCGCUCGGUAUUCCGGCCGGAACAAUCGGAACCCGUGCCCAUCUGCCGUCUCGUACACGGCGGAGGAAUCUACCGCCGUGGGCACGGUCAGAGGGAGCUUGUACGAGGUUCUGAGGGUUGACCCAACGGCCACCUUGACAGAGAUUAAGAUGGCGUAUCGUGCCCUGGCGAAAGUGUAUCAUCCCGAUUUAUCAGGGGAGCGCACCCCAGACGGCCGAGAUUUCAUCGAGAUCCAUAACGCUUAUGCUACGCUGUCGGAUCCGGCGGCAAGAGCGGUUUAUGAUCUGUCUUUGGCGGCUAGUAGUAGAAGGUUAAGAAAAACGGCGUCGUUUGGUUCUUCGGGUCGGGGCGGAUUUUACCCGAGCCGGAGAUGGGAAACAGACCAGUGUUGGUAGCAUGUUUUUUUUUUUUUUUUCUUUCUUAAUUUGGGUGACCCACCCAUCCGACAUUGUUUUUUAAACAAGAAAAAGAUACUGAAAUUUUUUUAGGGGUUCAAAGAUAUUUUUGCAAUGUUGGGGGAUGCCCAUGUAAAUACGUUUUGUAAAUUAUAAAUGAGUAAAAAUACAUUAUUUUUUUGACUUUA